UCUGGCUCUCGCAUUAUUAUACGAACUAACCAGGAUGCGUUCAUUCUGUAUUGUUUGGUUGCAAUGUCCCCUCCUCCUGCUGCAUACGGAACCUGGGUCUCCCCUAUAACCGCCAAAGCCGUCGCCGCUCAGAGCUUUUCAGGAGGCAUCGAGGAUAUUAUAAUCGACCCCGUUAACUCAGAAGUUUAUUUCGCGCAAAAGCGUCCAGAAGAAGGUGACUGAGUCGCCCUAUGCUCUUUGAAUGGUUUCGUUCAAGGCGGACCAAUCUGCUACUAGGUGGCCGAUCUGUCAUUGUCAAUGCGAGCGAUCGCAAAGACCUUUUCGAUCGAACUUGGGACGCGCGUUCGCAAGUACAUGAGUAUGGAGGAGCUGCAGCCAUCGUUUUCAACUCUGUGUUAUAUUUCUCCAAUUUCGAUGACAAAAGAGUUUACAUGCGUGAAGCAGGAAAAACUCCUACUCCAGUCACGCCCGAGAACGACAAGCAUCGCUUUGCGGACUUUGCUAUCCAUCCAAAGUGCCCCGAGCUUCUUAUUUCUAUCUUGGAAGACCAUGCAGAUCCUCAUCCGAGUCGAGUGAAAACCUGUUUAGCUCUGAUCAAUACUACUUCCUCCACUGUAACAAAAGUAGUCGAAGGGGCCGAUUUUUAUGCAUGUCCACGAUUCAGUCCUAGUGGUGAUCACCUCCUUUGGCAACAAUGGUUCUUCCCAGACAUGCCUUUUCAAAGCAGCGAAAUCAAGGUUGCGAAGGUUGUCCUAAACCUCGACGCCAAAAGCCUCAAAGUCGAGUCUCCGACCCAUGUAGCUGGGAAAACGGAGGAGGUUUCUGCUCAAGACCCUAACUGGGCCUCUGAUGCCUGUUUAUUCUUCACUUCGGAUGUUAGCGGCUAUCAGAACCCCUGGAAGUUCGAGUUUGAGAACGGCGACACCUCGACAGGAUAUCCUUUGCCCAUCCUUCGCGACCCAGUUGAGGAAGAAUUCGGGCUUCCUCAGUGGUGGCUCUCUCGACACGGCUCAGGUGCCCUGUCUGAUAAUCUUGUCGCAUUCAUGUCCAUGCGGAAAGGACGUUCUGCACUUUACAUCUGCGACCUGCGAACUGGGGAUCGCACCGAGGUUCCCACUACGUACGCCCAGAUCGAGUGGAUGCACGGAGAUGGAAAGGGGAAAGUGGUCAUGCUAGGAUUACCUUCUGACGCGGAUGAGCGACUCGUCUCACUCACUCUUGGCCCCGAUGGCAAGCCUACCCUCACGCUCCUUAUUCCACCCAGCGAGGGUGACGAAUCUCUCCCACUGGAGUUUGUAUCCCCUGGUGAAUACCACGCUCUCAAACUUGCGCCCGAUAACCGUACAUGCCACAUCACCUACUAUUCACCUCGAAAUCCUAACUAUUCUGGCGGUCUUCCUGGCGAGAAACCACCCAUCGUUGUCCACAUUCAUGGUGGCCCUUGGUAUAUGGAGUCUGCCAACUUGAACUGGACGAAACAGUUCUAUACUUCUCGUGGAUGGGCACUCGUUGAUAUCAACUACGGCGGUUCUACUGGUUUCGGACGUGCUUUUCGAGAGACGCUUGUUGGGAAAUGGGGGGUAUUGGAGAUCCACGACGCUCAUCAGACCGUUCUGCAGCUAGAUGCUCUAGGUCUCGCCGAUGCCAAACGAGCCGUUGUUUAUGGAGGUUCUGCUGGAGGCUAUUCGGUUCUCCAAAUUGCGACUAACCUACCGAAAGCCUUCGCAGCAGGAUCACCUCAUUAUGGAAUUGGGGAUAUGAGGAAGCUCGACGAAAUCCUGCACAAGUUCGAGUAUUAUCUAUGUGACCGUUUGAUGGGAGGUACUUGGGAAGAGUGUGAGGACGUUUGGAGAGAACGGAGUCCUGUGUACCAUGUUGACAAGGUGGAAAUGCCUUUAUUAAUCCUUCAAGGAAAAGAGGACACCGUCAUCCCAGCGGAGCAAAUGAUCGAGGUGGAAGAAAAGCUGAAGGCGAAAGGAUGUAAAGUCGAGUUGAUUUUGUUCGAUGGAGAGGGACAUGGAUGGCGAAAAGCAGAGACAGUUGAGACUGAGCUUGCAAAAUCGUUGGAGUUUUUCAACGAGGUUAUUGGGAUAGGGAGCGCUAUGCGCUAGGUGCCGAAUCAUGAAGAAAACAUAACUAUAGUGAAGCGCUUAGCUCCAUCACAGUAUGUUGCCGAGGGAGGGGUUUGAAAUCGAAUUGUGAUGCCAGCACGA
Molecule: messenger RNA, 2213 nt
Organism: Marasmius oreades (fairy-ring Marasmius)
Lineage: Eukaryota; Fungi; Basidiomycota; Agaricomycetes; Agaricales; Marasmiaceae
Exons: 6
Coding region: 231-2111 (626 amino acids)
Biological process (GO): proteolysis
Molecular function (GO): serine-type peptidase activity
Source: RefSeq, a predicted model, not a curated record